Moesziomyces antarcticus is the source of this 1224-nucleotide messenger RNA. Its product is annotated as SIS domain-containing protein. Gene Ontology annotation, molecular function: carbohydrate derivative binding. Gene Ontology annotation, biological process: carbohydrate derivative metabolic process. The coding region runs from base 1 to 1224 and encodes 407 amino acids. The transcript has a single exon. The record is from RefSeq and is a predicted model, not a curated record. NCBI's taxonomy places the organism in Eukaryota, Fungi, Basidiomycota, Ustilaginomycetes, Ustilaginales, Ustilaginaceae.
AUGUCCAACCUCAAGAGCGACUACUUUGGCUCGGACUCGGCGAGCGGCGCGUCGAGCGGCGGCACCAGCCCUGCGGUGUCGGCGAUGCUCAGCCCGGGUUCCAGCUCGGUGGCCACGUCGCAGCUCUCGCUGCUGGCCUUCGAGUCGCAGCGCAACUCGCCCUCCACCUCGGCGUGUACGUCGGUGAGCGACCUUUCGUCCGAGGUGGACAAGCUCUCGCUCUCGCCCGCCGUUCCGGCGCGGCACUCCACCAAGACCGACUCUGCACCAGCGCACGCGCUGGGGGCGGGGGAAGAGGCCGAGUCGAGCGAAGACAGCGAAGCUGCGGCGGUGGAGGCCGAGAAUCGUCGCGUGGAGGAGGAGCUGGAUUCGGCGCUGGCGUUUGGGGCGCAGAUCGUGCAGCGCGAAGCACGUGCGUUGGCCAUGGCGGCGCGCAGGCUGUCCAAGUAUUCGGCGCAGCAGGACGGAUUCCGCCAGGCGGUGCGCCUCGUGCUGCGCGCCACCACGGGCGAGCGCGGCGGCAAGGUGGUGCUCACCGGCGUAGGCAAGAGCGGCAUCAUCGCAAAGAAGCUCUCGGCCACCUUCCUGUCGCUCGGUACACCCUCCAUGUUCCUCCACCCGACCGAGGCGUUGCACGGCGACCUCGGCUUGCUCACGCCGCACCGCGACGUGGUCAUCGCCUUGUCGCACUCGGGAUCGUCGCCCGAGAUCCUCGCGCUUGUGCCGCACCUCAACAUGCGCAGAUGUCCCAUCAUCGCGCUGGUGGGCAAGCGCGACAGUGCACUCGUCAAGGCAUCCGAUGCAUGGAUCGACUGCGCCACCGGCAAGGACGACCCGGACUCCGAGUCCGAGGACGAAUACGAGGCGGGUGACGAUGCGGAGGCGGAGAGCAUUCAGCGCAGUACAGCCGCUCAGUGCGACUCGUGUGCGGGCGGCAAGCAGCGCGCUGUGCGCAGGAGUCAGCGUGCACCACGACCUACAACCGACGAGGCGUGGGAUGAUGUUCCCGCGCCCUCGAGCAGCACCACCGUCGCGCUUGCCAUGGGCGAUGCACUCGCCUUCUCCGUCACGCGCGCAAAGGGCCUUGGCCGCGACAUGUUUGCCUUCAACCACCCGGGCGGCAAGCUCGGCGCCGACUUCCGCCUCCAGGGCCAGUCGGUGCCGCUCCAGUCGUACGAUCCCAAGGGCACCGAAAGCGCCGUCGCCACGCCGAUAGCCGCCUAG